Mobula hypostoma (lesser devil ray) is the source of this 5516-nucleotide messenger RNA. RefSeq names its product 3-ketodihydrosphingosine reductase (gene kdsr). Gene Ontology annotation, biological process: sphingolipid biosynthetic process. The transcript has 10 exons. Gene Ontology annotation, cellular component: endoplasmic reticulum membrane. NCBI's taxonomy places the organism in Eukaryota, Metazoa, Chordata, Chondrichthyes, Myliobatiformes, Myliobatidae. Bases 2407 to 3468 code for a protein of 353 amino acids. Gene Ontology annotation, molecular function: 3-dehydrosphinganine reductase activity. The record is from RefSeq and is a predicted model, not a curated record.
UCACCUUAUGUUUCUCUCUCCCCUCCCCACCACCUUUUAAAUCUACUCCUCGGCUUCUUUUUCUCCAGUCCUGUCGGAGGGAUUCCGCCCGAAAUGUCACUGUACAGUACGCUUUUCCUAGAUGCUGCCUGGCCUGCUGGGAUCCUCCAGCAUUUUGUGUGUGUUGAUGGAUUCCAGUUGCCCUGGUACUGGUUCUCCAUGACUGCAACGUGUUGGUGAAACCUUUCACUGUGCUUGUCACUGACAGCAUCAAGAUUUGCAGGGAAGAGGUCCAAAUGGGAAUGCAGAAAAUAAGUCUUUAGUGACAUGUUGCACUUCACAGUUUUGUAUGCUUGAAGCAUGUUGUCAACCAUCCGCACAGUUUGAUGCUCUGUUGUUGCCAAGAAAAUUUUCAGCAACAUUCUGGAAUGCCUUCCAUGCGAUUUUCUCCGGUCCAACUUGGAAGUUCUUCGAAUUGCCUGCUAGAUGACCUGUCAGAUUUGUGGACCAAAAAAAUGCCUUCCUUAACCUUGGCAUCAGUUAUUCUGUGAAACAUCUGUCUCAUAUAUCGAAACCCUUCACAGAAUUUUAUGAGCCUUUCUAAAACCUGUCCUGCCAUGCAGCAUCCACCCUGCCUAAGCAUACCCGGACAAGAUAGAAAACUUUUCAGCUUACAUUGUGGGCAACGUUUUAAUUUACUUGAACUAUGAAUUGAAAUAACAAAUAUAGGGAAUUCCAAAAAAUGGUGAGUGAUAGGGAAAUUUCAUGGUGAUUUUCAUAAUCAGCAGCCUGAAAUCCAUAAGAUAACCCGAAAGUAUUCAGGAAGCAAAAUCUUUGUUGUUCAGUGGAAUUAGUAAGACUAGUGGAAUGCCCACCUUUAUUGCAAAAGAUAUGUAGUAGAAAGCACAGAAGUUUUGAUACAACCUAACAGGACACUGGUGAGAUCACACAGAGUAAUGGGUACAGGUUUUGAUAUGUUUAGGAAAUGGUGUACUUGUACAGGGAGUAAUGGGGAGAAGGUGCUCUGCACUUCUGGGUUGAAGAGAAUUUUUCAGCAGCUUGAGUCUGUACUGAUUGUGUCAGAGAGGAAGAACGAGCGAUCUUAUACAGGAUUCUGAGGGAGAUUGACAGGGUGGGCAGUAAAACUAUGUUCCCCUUGUGGGGAUGCGGUUCCUUAGGAUUGUCAUAGCCGGGGUGGGGGAGUAGUGGCGAUAAACGCCCACGACUUAUUAAAUGCUCCCAAUGGCGUGCGUUUCAAAUAGCCCUUGACACCCAAGUCCAGCUCCUUGCCUUCACGUGUGGUUUAGCCACUAAGCCCGGCAGAACCGUUUCUAUCGAGAGGAGAAUGGGCAAAGGUGAUGCCUUAAAACCAGCGCUUCGAAUAUAAGGGUCUCUCUCAGCCGUGGCUGGCAGCUCAUAUAGAAGAAAAAACUGAUCUCAAACCUCCGCUGCCUUGUGGCUAUACCCACUUGUGGAGAAGACUUCGGGAGUAAACCCCGAGGGAAAAUCCGGAGCCGGAGUCCCUCAGGCAGUCCUACGUUGAGUUCAAAGCCGAGUUGCAACUCCUGCGACGCUGCUGGUACCAAACUGUAUCGGUCUCCGCAGUUCCUUUAGAUUCACCAGAGUCGUGGAGAGGGGAAACCUACUACGAGGGCAACAGCUCGCUCCUCCAUAUCGUACUGCCCUGGUUUGUGUGGACAGCUCGGGCGCAGCACCCAUGGUCGACCCUGAUCAAUGGUGGGCCUCAUCUGUGUGUGUGUGUGUGGUCAUAUUUUCAACAUGCCACUUCAGCUGCAGAUGAGGAGAAACUUCAAAACUUCAUCCAUCAGCGUGCUGGAUGGAAAUCCAAGGAGAUUCACAGAAGUUUAAAUUAUUGUGGGGGUACCGUCAAGAGAGAGAAAGUGAGUAAACGGAGGUCACGGUUGCCUGAAUAAUUCUUUGUUAACUGGCCUUCUCUUGUUCCUUUAUUUUCUGUAUACGCCAGUUCGACUUGACUUUACCUUGCAGAGGACUCUUUUUUUAAAACAGUAUCGAUAUAAGUACUUUUCUUUCCCUCUGAUAUUUUCCCUGUCUUUACUGUAUUAAUAUAAGAACCUUUCCCUUUUUUUAAACUGCAUUGAAUCCUUUUCUCUGGAUUUUUUUUGCUAUAACGAUGUAAGUACCUUUCCCCUGGGGACACAGGUGUAACCCCACGCUAGCACGACAGGUUCCUUUGACUCGGGUGAACCCGUUCCUUUCCGCCUCGGCUCCCUGUCGCUGCGCAUGUCGAGUCGCCUCUGUUUGCAGACAGUUCAACACUUCGAUUGGUGCGCCGGGGGCCGCGACGUCGGGGUGUGUUGUUUUCUCUCCCUUCUCGGAUCGCCGGCCCUUAGUCUUCCAUUAACCACGGCUCCUCCCGUCAGCGAGAAGGCUUGCCGCGCGUUAUAAAUGUUCUUCCUGGAGGAGGGGUCCACCCUGUGGAGCGAGAUAUCGGGCUGGAGGCUCGUCAUGCUGCUGGUGGUCGGGGCCUUUAUCGUCGCUUUCGUCCUGCUGCUCUACAUGGUGUCGCCGCUGAUCAGCCCCAAGCCGCUGAAACUGAGCGGCUCGCACGUUGUGGUAACUGGAGGUUCAAGUGGUAUUGGUAAAAGCAUUGCCAUCGAAUGCUUCAAGCAUGGUGCUUUUAUAACUUUGGUGGCUCGAGAUGAGACCAAGCUGCUGCGAGCAAAGAAGGAAAUUGAGAAAUAUUCAAUUAAUGAUAAACAGGUGGUUUUAUGCAUAUCGGUUGAUGUCUCAAAAGACUACGGACAAGUGCAGAGUGUGAUAAAACAAGCUCAGGAGAAGCUGGGGCCAGUGGACAUGCUGAUAAACUGUGCUGGAACAUCUGUUGCUGCAAAGUUCGAAGAUGUUGACAUCAGCAUUUUCAGAAGGUUAAUGGAGAUCAAUUAUCUGGGUAGUGUCUAUCCCACCCGAGCUGUCAUUCACACCAUGAAGGAAAGAAGAAUGGGAAGGAUAGUCUUCGUGUCAUCCCAGGCAGGACAAGUUGGGUUAUUUGGAUACACAGCCUAUUCUCCAUCCAAAUUUGCUCUUCGUGGAUUAGCUGAAUCACUGCAAAUGGAGGUGAAGCCAUAUAAUAUCUACGUCACAGUUGCGUACCCUCCUGACACAGACACACCUGGAUUUCAGGAGGAGAAUAAAGACAAGCCUUUGGAGACCCAAAUGAUUUCUGAGACAUCAGGGCUAUGUCAACCAGAUCAAGUGGCAAAGAUCAUCGUAAAAGAUGCUGUGCAAGGAAAUUUUAACAGUUCAGUUGGAUCUGAUGGAUACAUGUUAUCUUCUCUCACCUGUGGUAUGUCUCCUGUCACCACUAUUACAGAAGGUCUUCAGCAGAUCUUCACCAUGGGUCUUUUCCGUACAAUUGCUCUGUUUUAUUUGGGAAGCUUCGACAGCAUAGUACGCCGCUGUAUGAUGCAGCAAGGAAAGUGUGCAGUUCGGGAGAAGAAGGAUGAUUGACCUCCAUUUGACAUGGUGCCCAGUGAUUCAGACUUUUAGAAGUUGAACGAUCGAAGGAGAUGUUUCGGUGAACAAUAAUUUUAUUCCUCUUCUCAAUGGCAUCAGGCAUUGGUUGUGGAUUGUGGCAGAAAAUCCCAUAAAGUGGAAGCUAAUGCAAUAGUUGUGUGGGUCUGAUGCUGAAAAUGGGGAUUUCCAUAUAAUUUAUAACUCUGAUGUGGACUGGCAGGAGUGCAUGUGAGAGAUUUACAAAUCAUUGAGUGUCUAUUUUUAAUGUAUUGUGCGACGCACACUACUUUUGUAAGUAAUCAACUUCCCUUGAUUGGAGUAAUUUAACAUCUUUUUAAAUUUCAUUUCUACACUGUUUGCAUUUAGUGUUCCACUGGAAUCUGCAAAAAUAUUUUUUUUUAGUCUCACAACCUGUUCAUCCGGCUUUAAACAUCUGUAUCACACUUUGAAAGUGAAUCCCUUCUUUGUUUAUAAAUGCCUAAGUAUGUAGUUUUGGAAAUCGUGUUUCUUCGGGUGUCCAGACUGAGGCAUUCAUCUAACUACCGUCCCCUAUUUGUAUUUGGUCAAAAGCCUGAUGCGGAAAAAUCAAUGCAAGUCUUAACCUCAUGAUUUAGAAACUAAGAUUCAUUAAGCACUACUUUGUUACAUUAAAAAAAUUGAAUAAAAUACUUUCUAUUGGAGCUUUGCUAUCCUGUCAGGUAAUGAUGUGUGAUGCAUCACACUAAUUUGCUGAAUAAUUUAUUUCGUUUUUAAUAUUGUUUACAGUCUUAAGUUCUCUGGUCACUUUAGAAAAAAAUUUAGAGAUACGAUUUUUCCUCCCUUAUCUAAAUAAUGCAACAGAAUCUUCUGGAAUACUAUAGUGACAUCUCUAGACUGGUAUUUGAACCCAUAACCUACUGAGUUGUAAAAGCUGCAGCUGAUUAGAGGGUGAUACGACAUGGAAUCACAAAGAUGAUCACUUUUUAAAACAUCCUAUAGCAAUUUCUGCAGCACCUAACUAGUUUUAUUUAAAAUUUAGUCAGUUCUAAUAGAUCAGCUAUCUAAUCCGUAGUGUAUUUUAAUUGGAAUUUUUUUGUAAUUUGACCAGCAUAGCUAUGGGAUAUUUAUUGUAUUAAGCCCAUAAGAUAAUAAGAGCAGAAUCAGGCCGUCCGGCCCAUCGAGUCUGCGCCACCAUUCCAUCACGGCUGAUUUAUUGUCCCUCUCAACCCCAUUCUCCUGCCUUCUCCCCGUAACCUUUGAUGCCCUUACUAAUCAGGAACGUAUCAACCGCCACUUGAAAUACAGUGGAUUCUGGUUAGUUGGGACACUUCGGGACCAGUACAUUCUGGCCCAGUUAAGUGGCUGCCCCAGUUAGUUGAGGCUUCAUGAAAAUAGUUUUAAAAAGUAUUAAAGAGACAAACUACCAUUUAACUGAGUAACAAAUUAUGUAUUUGAAUGAAAAACAGAACAAAUUAGAACAUUACCAAUACUAUUACAGUACUAUAAAACUUGUAUUAGUUCCUAGUAGUUAUUGACGGAAAGAUUAAACCAGUGUACUCUGCCGUGUUCUUUUGAUUGACUGUAAAUGAGUAAAAUCAGCGUAGACGCCUAGUGUAGAUAAUGGACUGCCUCAUACAACCAUUUUGAUGACUGCAUCCUCUAAAUCUUUUUUUUCAUUGAAACAUUGAAGAUGAUUGUGGAUAACUUUAACUUCUUCAUAGUUCCUAACUUGUUGAAGUAGUAAAAUCAUUUCAUUUUCACUCCCGGCCAUUUCUGGCAUUUCCAAGCCUGAUUGCUUGAAACCACAAUGAGCAAAACAGUUCUGAAUUGUCUUCUUAUCACCAACCAUCAGUGACAAAAUUCACUGCUUUUUAAAUACACAGACAAGUAAUUCUAUUUUAAAAAUCUUUCACUCAAGGCACUGUAUAGUGUCUAAGGCUGCACAAAUGCACGCAGCUGAUGCUAGUUAGAAACUGUUCAGCAACAGUCUUUUGCCCCAAUUAAGUGGCAUAGUGUCCCAAAUAAAUAAAGGAAACCCCGGCUAUUUUCUCAAUUAGUUUUCA